Molecule: messenger RNA, 2440 nt
Organism: Silurus meridionalis
Lineage: Eukaryota; Metazoa; Chordata; Actinopteri; Siluriformes; Siluridae
Gene: snapc1b
Product: small nuclear RNA activating complex, polypeptide 1b
Exons: 10
Coding region: 81-1181 (366 amino acids)
Biological process (GO): snRNA transcription by RNA polymerase II; snRNA transcription by RNA polymerase III
Cellular component (GO): snRNA-activating protein complex
Molecular function (GO): sequence-specific DNA binding
Source: RefSeq, a predicted model, not a curated record
CCUCUGAAACAAUAGAAGAAAAAACACGUGCCUCAUACAAACUUCCGGGUUUACUGUAUGUUUUACUGUAAUGUUUUUUGAUGUGGCUGAAAACACAAAAAAUGGAUUAUUUUAGACAGACCCUGAAGACAGAUUGUGAGGAUUUACUCGGGCGGUUUCAGGCCACGGCGUCUGUGCGCUUCGAAGAGUUUUCGGCCAUCUGGAGAGAAAAAAAAUUCUCGAAUAUUUUUUAUGGUAUCCUGGAGCCGAGUGAGAAGAAGGUUUUCACACGGUUGGCUCUGUCUGUCGCAGCCCCCUACCUGUUCCCACCGCAUUCCUUCCAGAUCCGUGUUGGAGGUCUUUACCUGCUCUACAGCCUCUACAACACUCAGCUCAACACUCCGAAAGAGCGGAUCCGGAUCGCGCUGAAGGACUGGGAUGACCUGAUGCGUUUCCAGCAGGACGCGGUGAACGCACAGCACUACGACGUGGCCUACGUCUUCAGGAAACUGCUGAUCGAAAAAGCCGUCUGCUUCACCGCCAUGCCAGACACGCUGUCCUUCCAGGUGAAGAAGAAGAAGGCGGACAGGAGGCAGCGGCUGUGCGAGUCGUUCAUGGACCGGUCCUCCCGACCUCAGGAGGUCAUCAGUACAGAUGUGCUCGAGGAGCUGGCGAACAUCCAUGAGCACUACGAAGGGCUAAAGAAGGCGAUCCUACCGCAGCCGCCUCAAUCCGACCUCAGCCUCAUCAACCACAACCUGGUGCCCAAACUGCACAGCACUGUCCUCACAUUCUACGGCUGGCAGCGGAACCAGGCUGAGUUUGAAAGUCGGAGUGACCAUGACGCAGGAGAAGGAACAUCAAGUCAGGAUGAGAGUUCUCGUCGAGCUCAGCGCCUCGCUUCCAUCAAAUCCAGGUCUUACGCUCAGGCAGUGGAGGCUUCGAAGUCUCGGCGUCACAGGCAAAUCGAGGUGAUAUCAGCAGCUUUGGACACUGAGUCCACGCAGCGAGUCUCGAGAUUCAGGAGACCCCCGUCUCUUAAAGCGCGCACCAACUCGCGUUUCAUGGCUCAGGGAAGCCAGAGCGCGGAGCUGCAGAACACAACCCACUUAUGGCGUCUCACUGGAAUGGAGGGAGAAAAGACUGAAGGAAACAAUAGGAGAAGAUUCAACUGGAAAGAGCGCAUGCGUAGUAAACACUAAAUGACAAAACCUGAUUGGACAGGAUCAUGGGUCGUGUCUAACCAGACUCCUAGUGUGUCGUAUCUGAUUGGACAAGCUUGUUCCGAGUCGUAUGUGAUUGGAAGCCCCUGUUGCCAGUCAUAUUUCAUUGGAAGAGCUUGUUACAAGUCGGAUUUGAUUGGACAAGCUUGUUACAAACCUUGUUUCGUUAGAAAAGCUGGUUAUAAUUUGUGUUUGAUUGGAAUAGCUUGUUACAAGUUGUAUUUGUUUGGACGAGCUUGAAACUGGUCAAACAUGAGAUUGCAUCAGAUUGUUGGGAUAAAAAUGUAACAGCUAAAGUAUGAUUGGAUGGGAUUGUAACAGCCCAUAUCUAAUUUGAUGGGUUUGUGACAAAGUGUGUCUGAUUGAACUGGCUUGUAACUGGGAGUGUCUGAUAGAACCAGUUUAUUAAAUCUAACAUCUGAGUGGAUCGGCAUGUCUGAUCAGAUGUGCUUGUGACCGAUUGCUACUGAUUAGCCUUUCUUGCAGCAAGUCACGUCUGAUUGGACAGGCUUUUAACUGAUUGUGUCUGAUUGGACAGAGUAAACUUGACAGGUCAAGUUUGGUUAAAAAGUCUUGUAGCAGGGCAAUUUUUAUUGGACUGUCUUGUAAACAGAUGCAGUUUGAUUGGAUCAGCUUGUAUUUGGUUGUGGCUGAUUGGACGGACUUGUGACAGAUUCAAUGGGUUUUCUCCGUUUGGCCCGUCUGUGUUGGUUUGGACGUGUCAGUUCCAGGAUAAACCCGAUUGGACGGCCUUGUGCCAGGUCUGAUCUGAGUGGAUGUCAUUUUAAAAUGUAUUGAAAAUUCUGUACAGAUAUUUUAAUAGGGGCUGAUUUUAUUUUUCAUUCUUCUUAUUUUAAUGCACAAACACAAUGUGGAUGAAACAUCAAAACAUAAAUAUAUAUAUAUUUUUUAAACCGUGUUCACAUCAGUAAAGUGUUGAGAAAUGAAACCAUAUAAAACUAUAAAAACAUGGGAUUUCUAGGGGGGAAAAAAGUAUAUAUAUUGUUUGAUGUUUGACCCCUGCUUGUGAGUGCAGGCACUGAUGCUUCAGGUGCUCUUUUUAUAUGUAUUUCACUUUAAUUUUUAUAUUUGUAUUUCAAAAAAGGCUUUUAUUUCAAUUAUUUACCCCAUAAUUUUUACACUGUUUAAUCAUUUUAGUCCUGUGUAUAUGCUGACAUAUAGACUAAUGUUUAUUACAGAAUGUUUCUGUAAUAAAAGUCUUUGUUGUUAUUACUGGC